Alligator sinensis (Chinese alligator) is the source of this 1806-nucleotide messenger RNA. RefSeq names its product RAD51 paralog B (gene RAD51B). Gene Ontology annotation, molecular function: ATP binding; ATP hydrolysis activity; ATP-dependent DNA damage sensor activity. Gene Ontology annotation, cellular component: Rad51B-Rad51C-Rad51D-XRCC2 complex. The record is from RefSeq and is a predicted model, not a curated record. The transcript is spliced from 12 exons. Bases 467 to 1609 code for a protein of 380 amino acids. Gene Ontology annotation, biological process: double-strand break repair via homologous recombination. Lineage: Eukaryota; Metazoa; Chordata; Crocodylia; Alligatoridae.
CCCCCCCCCCCCGCCCUGUGGCACCUGGUUGAGAGUCAGCGCCCCUCGGUGAAGGGCCCACGCGGCUGCCUGACUUCCGCCCUCACGUGGGUGUGCCUGUGCCCUGCCCGAGUGGGGGAGCAGAGGGGAGCUCUCUGUUUCGGGGCCCCUAAAGCAGCUCGGGUCAAGCUGUGGGAGGCCUAAAGCAGGUGGCAACACGAAGCGCGGCCUCUUGUGGGCUGGGAUGGAGAGUAGGGAGUACAGGUACUUCCUCGCUUAACAUUGUCCCGGUUCACGUUUGGUUAUUACGUCGCUGAGCUGUUGGAGAACAUACCCAUUUAAAGUCGUGCAGUGUUCGGUUAUAGCGUUUGGCUGCCACCUGCUAAUAGGUUUUAAGUGGCUGUUUUAGACAUGCUGCCCUUCCUGGAGUUUGUGUUCAAGAGCCUUAAGUCCUUUUUGGUGUCACUUCUUCCCAGGAUAGCACCUCAUGCUCAGGUUUGGGAACAUGGCCAGUAAGAAACUGAGAAGAGCAGGAUUGGCACAGGAGCUUUGUGAAAGGCUGAGUCGGCAUCAGAUCAAUACCUGUCAUGACUUUCUGUGUGUGUCAUUCUUGGAGCUAAUGAACGUAACUGGACAGAGCUAUCAAAAUGUGCAGAAACUUCUUUGCAAAGUCAGUCGAGCCUGUGCCCCCAAAAUGCAGACUGCUUAUGAUCUGAAAAUGAAAAGGGCUGUUAAUCCCUUCUCAGCCUUCUUGUCCACCACCCUGGAUAGUUUGGAUAAAGCCUUGCAUGGUGGAGUGGCCUGCGGAUCUCUCACUGAGGUGACUGGCCCACCAGGUUGUGGCAAAACUCAGUUCUGUAUUAUGAUGAGCGUGCUGGCUACUUUGCCUACCAGCCUGGGAGGACUAGAUGGGGCUGUCAUAUACAUUGACACAGAGUCUGCAUUUAGUGCUGAAAGGUUGGUUCAGAUAGCAGAACAUCGGCUCCCUAAUUAUUUUGUCACAGAAGAAAAAUUGGUUUCAAUGACCCGUAGCAUCCAUCUAUAUCGGGAGCUCACCUGUGAGAGUGUACUGAAAAGGAUUGAGUCUUUGGAAGAAGAAAUUAUUUCGAAGAAAGUUAAACUUGUAAUAAUUGAUUCUGUUGCCUCAGUAGUCAGAAAGGAGUUCGAUACCAAACUUCAAGGCAACCUGACAGAGAGAAGCAACUUUUUAGCUCGAGAAGCAUCAUUGUUAAAGUACUUGGCCGAGGAAUUUUCAAUACCAGUUAUCUUGACUAAUCAGAUUACCACACGGUUGAGCAAUGGCCUUGCUAUCCAAGCAGACCUGGUGUCUCCAGCUGAUGACUUGUCCCUGUCUGAAGUUUCAGGAGCACCUGGGAGCAGGAAGAUGGAAUCUGGGUGUAUGAUAGCAGCACUGGGGAACACAUGGAGUCACAGUGUCAACACUAGGCUCAUACUGCAGUAUCAUGACUUGCAGACAAGGCAGAUCCUGGUCGCUAAAUCCCCUGUUGCUCCAUUCUCAGCUUUCCUCUACACCAUUGAGAAAUCUGGUUUGGUUCUUCAAGGUUGGAAAUGGCUGAAAUGGGUGAGCAGAAGCAGUGCGGCUGAGGCCCUCAACCUACAGCAAGGCUAAGAAGGGAUGAUAGGAACGAAUACAGGACUGUUUGCUUUCCCUUCCUCUUGCAUUACUGUGGGAUUCUUCUAGACAUUUAAUUAAAGCUAUUGUCUGAAUGCUCGACCUACAGAUAGCUGUGUUUCCUUGAAACCACAACACAGCAUCACCAAAGAAAAUACAAGGGUGUCACAGAAGGAGCCAGGAAAAUACCAAUG